Molecule: messenger RNA, 2509 nt
Organism: Xiphophorus couchianus (Monterrey platyfish)
Lineage: Eukaryota; Metazoa; Chordata; Actinopteri; Cyprinodontiformes; Poeciliidae
Product: multiple epidermal growth factor-like domains protein 10
Exons: 17
Coding region: 172-2412 (746 amino acids)
Cellular component (GO): membrane
Molecular function (GO): protein binding; scavenger receptor activity
Source: RefSeq, a predicted model, not a curated record
CAUGAGUGAUUCGCUCGGUGUUGAGUGAAAACAGCGCUGCAAACUUCCAGGGCUGCAGCUUGGAGCUGAUGUGUAUCGUCUGUAUUUAGCUGCUGGGUAGAUCGCGAUCACUGACACAAAGUCUGGGCUUAUUUAUCCUUGAGCUUAACGUUUCCCGGUGCAGCUCCUAUUAUGAUGGCUGAGCUGAUGGGGUACUAUAUAAUGGUCCUUUCAACUGUGGUCUUCUGGUCUCUCCCUUAUAAUACAUCUUCCCUCAAUCUGGAUGAUCCAAACGUCUGCAGUCACUGGGAGAGUUACUCAAGGACGGUGACGGAGUCUUAUGCUCAUCGUUUUGAUCAGAUUUACUACGCCAACUGUCCAGACAUCCUCAAGUGGUUCAAGUGCACCACAUACAGGGAGAUGUAUCGGACAGCUUAUCGCAGAGGAGAGAAAAUCAUGUACAGGAUAAAGUCACAGUGUUGCCCAGGUUUCUUUGAAAUUGGAGAGAUGUGUGCUCCACACUGUGAAGACAGCUGUGUUCAUGGCAGUUGUAUGGCACCCAACACCUGUCGAUGUGAACCAGGCUGGGGGGGUUCCAACUGCUCCAGUGCUUGUGACAGUGACCACUGGGGCCCCCACUGCAGCAAUAGAUGUCAAUGUAAGAAUGGAGCACUAUGUAACCCUAUCACUGGAUCCUGUAUCUGCACUCCUGGAUACAGAGGCUGGCGAUGUGAGGUCCAAUGUGAAACUGGCUCUUAUGGAAAUGGGUGUCAAUGGACAUGUCAGUGCCAGAAUGGGGCCAUCUGUCAUCAUGUGACUGGAGAAUGCAAUUGUUCACCAGGAUACACAGGAACUUUGUGCCAGGAUGAGUGUCCAGUUGGUACUUUUGGUGCUGGCUGUGCAAAGACCUGUCACUGUAUAAACAACAGUAAGUGCGUUCAUAUCAACGGAACGUGCCUGUGUGAUGCGGGCUACACAGGAGAAAAAUGUGAUAUCCGCUUGUGCCCUGAAGACCGUUAUGGUUUAAGAUGCAAAAAGAAUUGUCCAUGUCAUCCCCCAAGAACUCUAAGAUGUCACCCAGUGUCAGGGGAGUGCACAUGUCAGGCUGGUUGGUCAGGACUCUUUUGCAAUGAGACGUGCACACCAGGAUUUUAUGGCAAAUCUUGCAGUGACUUGUGCCAGUGCCAGAAUGGAGCUGACUGCCACAGUGUGACUGGAGAAUGUAUCUGUGCUCCUGGCUUUAUGGGUUCCAAGUGUGCAGUCCCAUGCCCAGCUGGGGCAUAUGGAGUAAACUGUUCUGCAACCUGCAAAUGUAAGAAUGGAGUGCAUUGCUCCCCUGUUGACGGAUCCUGUUCCUGUACACCAGGUCACUGUGACAGUGUGUGUGCAGAAGGAUGGUGGGGGCCAAACUGUUCGCUGCCAUGUAAUUGUAAGAAUGGGACCUCCUGUUCUCCAGACAAAGGAACCUGUGAGUGUGCACCUGGAUACGAGGGCAUCUUCUGUCAGAAAAGUUGCAAUGUGGACAGAGUGGAAUGGGUCUCCUCUACUCUGAUUGUUGGUGAAGGUGGUGUAGUGCUGUUUGGAAACUUCAACAAUUUGACCAGCGCAUCCUUACAUGUAGACAACUACCAGAUAGGAGUCAUUGCAGGAAUCAUAGUUCUAGUGUUUUUGGUACUUCUUGCCCUGCCCCUAUUCAUCAUCUACCGAAAUAAACAGAAGAGUAAAGAGGCAACCAUGCCAGCUGUAAUCUACACUCCUGCUAUCAGGGUCACAUCUAAUUAUACUAUGGCAGAUACUUACACUCCAUCAUAUGAAGCCCACCCCAGCAACUACUUUUCCAACCCCAGUUACCAUACUCUUACCCAAUGCAUCAGUCUGCCUCAUGUCAAGAGUGGUCAAUGUGCAAAGGCUGAUAGCAAUCUGUUUCCUAACAUGGAGAAUGUGGCUCUUGGUGCUCAUACUGCAACCAGGCUUAGCAACUGGAAACAAGGGGUCCACUUCAAUGAACUGGGAGCCUGUGGAGUUGACAUGACUUGCAUUGGAAAAUCACUGCAAGACAUGGUAAAGGGUGCUGACUAUCUUGCAAGUUCCUCUUCUCUUGUCAGCUCUGAAAACCCAUAUGCCACAAUAAAGGACCCCCCCUCGCCAACAUCCAAAAACACUGAAAGUAGCUAUAUGGAAAUGAAAUCACCCACCAGGAGAGAUUCAGCAUAUGCAGAAAUUCGUGACACCAGUCUGACUAAUAACCAGAAGGUUGAUAAAGUGGAGAUGAGUAUCAAAACCAUCCAACCCACUGGAGUUAGCGACACCCAUCUGCAGUUUGGAAAGGAGCCAAUUGACCAGGCAAAAAGCAACCAGUUCUCCUGUGAUUGUGACACCCUGCCACCCACAGAAACCUUUUUGUCAGAGACCAAGGAGGUGGAUUGUGAGUAAAGGCAAAGAGACUCAGAACCAAGACCAGCUCUCAAGUCCUGUCUUUGGCUCCUGCACGAGAUGACCUUUAUUAAAUAUCCCUGGAGUAUAUACAGUA